Messenger RNA from Pichia kudriavzevii, 1182 nucleotides. RefSeq lists its product as uncharacterized. The record is from RefSeq and is a predicted model, not a curated record. Gene Ontology annotation, biological process: L-valine biosynthetic process. NCBI's taxonomy places the organism in Eukaryota, Fungi, Ascomycota, Pichiomycetes, Pichiales, Pichiaceae. The transcript has a single exon. Bases 1 to 1182 code for a protein of 393 amino acids. Gene Ontology annotation, cellular component: mitochondrion. Gene Ontology annotation, molecular function: ketol-acid reductoisomerase activity.
AUGUACAGAAACGCAGCAGCAAGACUUGCAAGAGCAUCCAAGCAAUCCACAAGGGCACUUUCCUCUAUGGCCAAGAGACCAACGGCGGUUUCUGCUGUUAAGAGCGUCAAGCCAUUAACCCAAUCCGUUAGAGGAUUAAAGAAGAUCAACUUUGCCGGUGUUGAAGAGCUUGUUCACGAGAGAGCAGACUGGCCAAGAGAGAAGUUGCUUGAAUACUUCAAGAAUGACACUAUGGCCUUGAUUGGUUAUGGUUCUCAAGGUUAUGGUCAAGGUUUGAACUUGAGAGACAAUGGCUUAAAUGUCAUUAUUGGUGUUAGAGAGGGUGGUGCUUCAUGGAAGGCUGCCAUUGAGGACGGCUGGGUUCCUGGUGAAAAUUUGUUUUCUAUUGAGGAGGCAAUCAAUAAGGGUACCAUUAUUAUGAAUUUACUAUCAGAUGCUGCUCAAUCCUCAACUUGGUCUCAAAUCAAGCCUUUAAUCACUGAGGGAAAGACCUUGUAUUUCUCCCAUGGGUUCUCACCAGUCUUUAAGGACUUGACCCAUGUCGAUCCUCCAACAAAUGUCGAUGUAAUUCUUGCAGCUCCAAAGGGUUCUGGUAGAACUGUUAGAUCCUUGUUUAAGGAAGGUAGAGGUAUCAACUCCUCCUAUGCUGUCUGGAACGAUGUUUCCGGCAAGGCUGAAGAGAGAGCAAUUGCUUUGGCUGUUGCCAUUGGUUCUGGUUACAUUUACCAAACCACUUUUGAGAAGGAAGUUUACUCUGACCUUUACGGUGAAAGAGGUUGUUUGAUGGGUGGUAUCCAUGGUAUGUUUCUUGCACAGUAUGAGGUUUUACGUGAAAACGGCCAUUCUCCUUCAGAGGCAUUUAAUGAAACCGUUGAAGAGGCAACCCAAUCUCUUUACCCAUUGGUUGGUAAGUACGGUAUGGAUUACAUGUACGAUGCAUGUUCCACUACUGCAAGAAGAGGUGCAUUGGAUUGGUAUCCUAUUUUCAAGGACAACUUGAAGCCGGUCUUUGAGAAGUUGUAUGCCUCUGUUAGAGAUGGUUCUGAAACUCAAAGAUCUUUGGACUUUAAUUCCCAAGCCAACUACAGAGAAGAGUUGGAGAAGGAAUUGGAGACUAUCAGAAACAUGGAAAUCUGGAAGGUUGGUAAGGAAGUCAGAAAGUUGAGACCAGAAAACAACUAA